GGAAUCCUAGAAGGGCCGCGGGCGGUGGCUGUGACAGUUGCGGUCGCCGCGCGAGGACUGGCGGAGCCGUGCGCUGAGGAGAAGGUCUGAAGGAAAGAAGCGUUGUUGCUGGGUCGGCUGCGAGCGCGAUGCAGACGCUGAAGCAGAAGCAUCGCCACUUCUGCUUCAGCGUGAAAGGCCAAGUGAAGAUGCUGCGGCUGGCACUAACUGUGACAUCUAUGGCUUUUUUUGUCAUUGCACAAGCCCCUGAACCGUACAUUGUUAUCACUGGAUUUGAAGUUGCUGUUAUUUUCUUUUUCAUAAUUUUAUAUAUGCUGAGAUUGGAUCGAUUAAUAGACUGUUUGUUUUGGCCUUUGCUUGAUAUUAUCAACUCAAUGGUAACAGCAAUAUUCAUGAUAAUCAUAUCUGUGUUGGCACUGAUACCAGAAACUACAACAUUUAUAGUCCUUGGAGGGGAUCUUAUCAACAGUUUCAUUAUAGCUGUGUUCCUUCUAAUAGUUGCCAUCUUGGCGAUGCAAGAAAUGGAAAGAAGGCAUUUAUUCUAUGUUGGAGGGUCCCUGUGUCUCACCGCGGCAAUCGGCAAUCGUAUCUUCGAUGGGACUCUGGUUGCCAAGUUGGUGAGGAAUACGGUGAAGAGUGUUCUGGGAAUCGAACUUGAAAGUCUUCCAGCCCGCGAAACCCACUGCACGGGCACCAGCAAAAGCACCCGCGCGGGCACGGGCACCGGCACAAGCACCUGCGGCCACGCCAGCCAAACCACCCCAGCCAGCGCAGGGGCCUGCCAAACCACCCCAGCCCGCACCGUCGCUGGGACCCGCCUCCAGGCGCCCAUCCUCCCGGGCAUCCUCGGGCAUCCUCGGCGGGCACCGUUCAAGACCAAGGCUGAACCUUCAAAGGGGGCACCCUCGCGGACAUAAGCGUCUGUGCCUCACCCCUCCGGGUAAUCCCACCACUGAGCUUGCAUAUGCUGUCACCCAUUCUGGCCCACAGGCGAUCAUAAAAUCAGAGCUGCUAAAUCGGGAACAUCUCUGCUGCCUCGCGUCGCCUUGUAUAAAAGUCGAGUUUCAUUUUCCUGCUGCCGCUGCGCCCUCGCGGCGCAGGACUAAUCCGACCCAGGACGCCGUGGCCAGGGUCUUGACCCCAGCCGGGUUCCAGCCAACGCGAGCACCGCGGUACAACCCUGAGGCCACCUCCCGCGCAGGCGGGAGCCCCCCUCCCCCCUCGCAGGGGGCCCGGGCUGGGGCCGAGGCUCCCGCGCGGGGGUGGGCGGCCCUGGCUAGGGCCGGGCCCUUGACGCCCACUCUGGUCCUCUAGGUGAGCGAGGUGCGACCGCAGGGAGACGUGGCGCGCGGGGCAGCGCCGGGCGUUGGCGUUCGCGCGUCCCGGCCGUUGAGCGGGACCUGGGAGCGGGUGGGUGGGCACCAGUCUCGCUCAGAGGCCAGGCCUGUCCGGCGCCAGCAGGAGAGAGAUCGCGCAGGAGGUGAGAAGUUAAGAACUCCCACGCAAAGAUGGC
Molecule: messenger RNA, 1513 nt
Organism: Prionailurus viverrinus (fishing cat)
Lineage: Eukaryota; Metazoa; Chordata; Mammalia; Carnivora; Felidae
Product: chemokine-like factor
Exons: 5
Coding region: 129-917 (262 amino acids)
Cellular component (GO): membrane
Source: RefSeq, a predicted model, not a curated record